This is a messenger RNA of Sinocyclocheilus anshuiensis, 2300 nucleotides long. RefSeq lists its product as uncharacterized. Bases 1 to 2277 code for a protein of 758 amino acids. The transcript is spliced from 8 exons. The record is from RefSeq and is a predicted model, not a curated record. Gene Ontology annotation, molecular function: protein binding. NCBI's taxonomy places the organism in Eukaryota, Metazoa, Chordata, Actinopteri, Cypriniformes, Cyprinidae.
AUGAGCCAUGAAAUGGGGCUGCUGAGGGUUGGUGUUUGUGUUUGUGUAGGCGAUGAGCAGUACGCAGAGGGAGCUGGAGACGGUCUUCCUCCGCCGGGAAGCCCAUACUACCUCACCGACCCGGCACAGCUCUGCAGUGUGCCAGAGCUGGCUGAAGAGGGCGCUAGCGGCGUCCGUGGCCCUGUGCUCUUCCACCCCCCGCCCAACUGCAGGAUUAGAGAGGUGCAUUGUGGGAGUCAGGUCCGGCUCGCCGUCAUAGCCAUUCGAGACAUUGCCAAAGGCGAGGAGAUCACAGUGGACUACAGCCUGACCGACUGGGGAGAAAAUGCCAUGGGCUUUCAUACUUCCGUGUCCCCACACGGGUUUGAAUGUGGAUUCAACCCAGAGAGCAACAUCAAGAAGGAGGAGGAGCCGGGUUCACUCCCAAUGUCUCUCAGUGUUUCUGACUACCUCACUCCGUCAUGGUCCCUGUCUCCCUCCUCCUCUCCGCUGUCUCACUCCGAGGCCAGCGACUCCGACCGAGAGGAGGAUGAAGAGGAGGACGACGACGACGACGACGAUGACGAAGAGGACCUGGAGGGCGGCCGUCACUUCCACUCGCUCGCUAGGCACCUGGAGAAACACCACGAGCAGCAGCCCGAGGUCCGAGCCGCCAUGGAGCUGUCGCAGCUCCCCAAUCAAGACGCCUCCUCGCACCCCUUCUCCUCUCCCGCUCAGCCCUCGGCCGCCCUGGGAACAACCUCCCUGUUCUCCCGUGAGCGAGACGCUUUGUCCUCGCCUCCCAAAUCAGGAGGCGUCUCUUUCUCGCUCUCGCUGUCUCCUCCCCACGCCUCCAGCUCCUCGAAGAAGAGCUCGGCGAUGAUGGUGACGCCUAGGAAGGGCACUAAGAAGAGCCCUGGCGCCUCGCCCAAGCCUCCCGCCCGCAGGGGACGGCCGCCGAAGAAGCAGAAGGAACUGCAGCUGAAGAAGCAGGAGGCAGAGCGAGCGAAAGAGGAGGCGCCUGGGAAACAGGAGGAGCAGGAGUUCGACACGAGGGGAGACGCAAGCGCAGAGCAGAAGAACGGAGAGAUGGCCAGCCCUGGGCGCUCUCACAUGCCUCCUCUGCUGUCAUCACUCUCCACGCUGGUGCUGUAUCUCCGGCGGCAGCAGCACUCCUCGUUCCGGUCUCUGUCGCGUGCUCCUCCGUCCGCCGAGGCCUGGCGUCUGCUCUGCCACUCCAGCCUGGCCCUGCUGAUCCUCUACAACCGGCACCGCGAGUGUGAGGUGGCCAAGCUCACGCUGCAGGACUACCGCAGCCGCGCUGCUCCCUCCUCUCCCUCGCUCGACUCCUCGCUCUCCCCGUUCGAGCGCGCCGUCCUCGGCCAGCUCCCGUGUGUUAGCGUGCUGGGCAAACGCGGCCGCCUCCAGCCGCUCAUCCUUCCUCCGCACUCGGAGGCGUGUCUGGAUCUGCUCCUGGAGACGUCUGCAGACGUGGGCGUGGAUCCCCAGAGCCCCUAUGUGUUCUCCCGGCCGUAUCACUCCCCGGCCACGCCGCUGCGCGGAACCGACCUGCUGCGGAGCCUGGCGCGCUCUAGCGGCGCUAAGAACCCCGCGACGCUCACCGCCCCCCGCGUGCGGCGACAGGUGGCCAUCCUGACCCAGCUGCUGCUGCUGGAGGAGGGAGAGCGCGCCGCCAAACGCCUGGAGGACUUCCUGCAGAGGGAGUAUCACGUGAGCCAGAGCUGCGCUCGGAUUGGCCAGGACCCGGCGCUGAUGAACCGUGUGGGGAGUGUGGUUCUCUACGGAGAGAGAGAGGGAGUGCUGUUCAGAGGAAUGAGCCUGCAGCACAUCUGCCUUGAGCUGGACGUGAUGUCGGGGAAGUCUGGCGACUCUUUCUCUGAUGACUCUGAUGCAGAGGCCAGUAAGAGUAAACUCAGAGCCGUCGCUGGGAAGAAGGAAGGGCCGAGGAAUCGAGCGCCGCGGCCGAAGAAGAGCAGCGGCCCUCAUCAGUCCACGGCACACAAGAGACGCAGCGCUCAGGUCAAAUCAGGGAAGCGCGGCGUGCUGAAGCGGCCGUGGUCGGAGGCGGAGCGAGUCGCCGUGGAGACGCACCUGAAGAGGAACAUCAUGGAGCUGCGUGUUCCUGCGAAAGCGGACUGUGAGCGAUGCCUGCAGCUCUGCCCUCUGCUGGUCAGUAACCAGCGCGACUGGAGAGCCAUCAAGUUCUACUGCCACAACCGCAUCCAGCUCCUGAAGAAACAGGGACGCAGAGACGGGAACACCGCCGCCGUCUGCUAACCACAGUAACACACACACAGAGA